AUGGACUGGGCGUUUGCUUCCUCAAUUCCUGAAUCGAUGCUAUUGGCCACACCGGGAUUGCCACAGUACCGAGAUGAGACCAAUCCGGAGGAGUUGCGUGUGCCCUUCAAAGAUGGCUUUAUUGCCGCCAUACCCGAAGAAUUUACCGAAGAGAGGACAACCCAUAAAUAUCGCAAAUUGCUUGAGCGGGAUCAAAUAUUCUGGAGAUUGAGUCGACCCCUUAACUUUGACUCUAUUGAUGACUACAGCCUCUUUUCUACGGUCUGGCACUCCGUACAUGGUCCCGAGAAGGACCUGGGGCAAUACUUUCUAGAACAGCGACAUUCACCCAACUACACCCGUCUUUAUGAAGAACUUCAAAAGGAGGAUCAGCCAUUUUCAAAAAUCGACAAAGAUGAGAAAGAUUAUUUUCGAAACAGAGAUUUCAAAAAAACAAUAGCUAAGAAGCUGACGCUCGUGUCUGAAUGGGAAGGUACAGUACAUUUUCAAUAA
Molecule: messenger RNA, 492 nt
Organism: Talaromyces rugulosus
Lineage: Eukaryota; Fungi; Ascomycota; Eurotiomycetes; Eurotiales; Trichocomaceae
Exons: 1
Coding region: 1-492 (163 amino acids)
Source: RefSeq, a predicted model, not a curated record